CUGCGCAAACGCUAUCAGAAAUUUGCCGAAAAGGACGCACGAACAAUGCUUAACGUCAAAUUGUAUAAUAAAUCAAAUGCUCUACAGAAUACUAGUGCAUUGAAGUAUCUAGAAGAAUAUAAGAAUAUAAUCAAUUGGAAAACAGACUCAACGAUCCUAGACAUUGGUUGUGGCGAUGGGAGUUUGACAUCAAAAAUAUUCAAAGAAGUAAUUCCUACUUGCAAGACCAUGACGGGCUGUGACAUAAGUGAAGAUAUGAUACGAUUCGCAAAUGAACACUAUGCUUCGGAACGUAUUGAUUUCACUACCCUUAACAUAGAGGGAGAGCUGCCCGAUGAGCUAAGGGAACGUUUCCACCAUGCCACUUCCUUUUUUGCUUUACACUGGUGUCGUCGUCAAGAAACUGCGUUCCAGAACAUAUACGAUAUCCUUAAGGACCAAGGCAGUUGUUUCGCGAUGGUUGGAGAAAAAGCAUCAUUAAGCGAUGCAUACAGGACCCUUACUAAAGCCGAAAAAUGGAAGCCAUGGGUUACUGACGUUGAAAGAUAUAUAUCUCCAUACCAUGACAGUCAAGAUUCCCUUAAAGACAUGCAACAAUUAUUAGACAAAACUGGAUUUACUAUAAUAAAAUUGGAACACAAAUUGAUAUUUCACGAGUAUGAAAAUCUGGAGAAUUUCAAAGAUGCAAUAAUGUCUGUGGUGCCUUUCAAGAUCCCCGAUGAGUUACGUGACGAUUUUUUUAUAGACUUAAGCCAAGAAAUGCAGAUGUUUGACACUGAAAAGUACAAUUACAGUAAAUCUAGUAACGAUUUUGUCUUUAAUGUGCAAGUACUCGUUUUAUAUGUUGAAAAAAAGUAAUAAUAUCUGGAUUCGUUUCUUUAGCAAUAUUAUUGAAAUGUAACAAUGAAAUAUUAAUUAAUUAAUAUGAAUUUUUAUUGAAAUACACAAACAUAUAUUCUAUAUACCUCUUCUCUUCAUAAAUUUUGUAACGUUUUAUUUAUGUUCGAUAUUACAAUAACUUCUUCUAUUAGAAAGAAGCAUCAUAAAGUUGAUAUGUACCUGACAAAUUCCAUUCACUCACGUACUCAUAUGUACCGCUCAGAAAUGACGGCAUAGUUCUCAGAGUUAUUUUUUAGAGAUAUACUCGUAGUAACAGCCUUCUAAGCGAUAUUCAGGUUGGUUCAUUUCACAGGUAUUUUUUGUUCAUGGGCAUAGUCUAUUAGUACCUAUCAAGUCGCUUACAAAUUGAACUAUUCCCAAACACUAUUUAACAGCAAACAUUUUUUUAAGUUAACCCGUUUGAAGUUAUUAUUACUUGGACUAUUUAUAGUAUCUCAUAAAAUCUCACAGAUCCUUUAAUUUA
Molecule: messenger RNA, 1363 nt
Organism: Pieris napi
Lineage: Eukaryota; Metazoa; Arthropoda; Insecta; Lepidoptera; Pieridae
Product: juvenile hormone acid O-methyltransferase-like
Exons: 4
Coding region: 46-858 (270 amino acids)
Source: RefSeq, a predicted model, not a curated record